Hippocampus comes (tiger tail seahorse) is the source of this 5252-nucleotide messenger RNA. RefSeq names its product misshapen-like kinase 1 (gene mink1). Bases 1179 to 5159 code for a protein of 1326 amino acids. Gene Ontology annotation, molecular function: ATP binding; protein kinase activity. Gene Ontology annotation, biological process: protein phosphorylation. The record is from RefSeq and is a predicted model, not a curated record. The transcript has 31 exons. Gene Ontology annotation, cellular component: cytosol. NCBI's taxonomy places the organism in Eukaryota, Metazoa, Chordata, Actinopteri, Syngnathiformes, Syngnathidae.
GAAACGCAAACACUUGAAGAGUUUCGUCCGCAGCCAAUCAUCGACACAAUCUCAGAAAUGCCCAGGCUGAACUGCAAGUACAGAGGCUCGGCGUGGGAGGAGGCGCUUGGAAGCGAAACACGGCGAAAUAAUAACAAGUUUGCCCGUCAGACGGUGUUUUGAGGCUACGUACGAUAUACCGCAGCGUUGGAUUUGGCAGUACCGAGUGGUCCAGUCUGGAUGGUGGAGACGAAGGCGACGCGCAACUUUAAAGAGUCGAGGGCCCGGUCUACAUUGAGUGUUGCGGGGGCUGGUCCAGAACACACCGCCCGCCUGCUAGUCUGUGUUUUUCCGGAAAGGUUGGCAUCGCUGGGCGCGACUGUCAACACAGAAAAUGAAAGAAGGAAAGUUUAUUACAGAAAAGACUGUUUAGCCUGCUGUCUUAGCCGCAUUAGCUAAAGUCAAAGCUGAUUUGAUAGCACCCACCUGUCUCCUCGGAGCGACAAUUUUUGGGUAUUUCGGAAGUUUAACAACCGCAAACGCAUUGAGAGACAUUUGCAACAAUACCCUCGGGGAUAUUUACUAAAGGAUAAUGCUGACAAUUUGAUAGGCGGUUGUGGUGCGGUGCUGACGGACUCGGGCGCCAUCACAUCAUUGCGUUCGUAAAAUAAAAACGCUGCGUAUUUUGGCUUUUUUUUCGUGAUACUUCGUCAUCAAGAACAAAACAGUGGUGCCAUUUUUUUCCUCUACUCGCGAAAUGCCUCCCAUGACAACGCUCCUGAUAUGUCAGUAAGAAUCGAAGACGUUUUGAUAAAAUGAACGCAGCAAGGUGUUCGACAGUGGGGGUGCACUGCUUGGAAAAGCUGGUCGUUCUUCGAAGAGCGCCUAUGGCCGUUUUACAGUAAAAGUUUGUUGAAAUAUAUGUCGUUACGUUGGCCGUGGUUUAGCUCGACGUGAACUAUUAUUUUAUUUGACAAGACGACGUUCCGAGGUGUCGCCGAGAGUUGCCUCGAGCUAGCCAGCUGCGUGCUCGAAACUGCGAUGUGUUUGAUCCUUUGAGCGCUGCAACGAUUUCAGCAAACUGGACUGCCGAUUGUGGACAUUUAACAUCACCAAAGGUGCCAUCUUCACACCCUCAAAGUGCUCCUUGGGAAAAAUCUGGCUAACUUGUCAAGCUAACGUUGCAAGUUUGGCCAGCCAUGUCUGAAAACGCCCCCACGCGAAGCCUGGAUGACAUCGACCUGGCAGCUCUGAGGGAUCCUGCAGGAAUUUUCGAGCUGGUUGAGGUGGUCGGCAAUGGGACAUAUGGGCAGGUAUACAAGGGCCGCCAUGUUAAGACGGGCCAGCUAGCGGCCAUCAAGGUGAUGGAUGUUACAGAAGAGGAAGAGGAGGAGAUCAAAGCUGAAAUCAACAUGCUGAAAAAAUACAGCCACCACCGCAACAUAGCCACAUAUUACGGUGCCUUCGUCAAGAAGAGCCCACCAGGACACGAUGACCAGCUUUGGUUGGUGAUGGAGUUCUGCGGGGCUGGCUCGGUGACUGAUUUGGUGAAAAACACAAAGGGCAGCUCUCUGAAGGAGGACUGGAUAGCGUACAUCUGCAGGGAAAUCCUAAGGGGCCUUUCCCACCUUCACGCCCAUAAAGUCAUCCAUCGAGAUAUCAAGGGCCAGAAUGUUCUUCUCACAGAGAACGCAGAGGUCAAACUUGUUGAUUUUGGAGUUAGUGCUCAGUUGGACAGGACUGUGGGGCGUCGAAACACCUUCAUUGGUACGCCUUACUGGAUGGCGCCGGAAGUCAUUGCCUGCGAUGAGAACCCCGACUCGACCUACGACUACAGGAGUGACAUCUGGUCCUUGGGAAUCACCGCCAUUGAAAUGGCCGAAGGAGCCCCACCACUGUGUGACAUGCAUCCAAUGAGAGCGCUCUUCCUGAUUCCCAGGAAUCCCCCUCCGAAACUUAAAUCAAAAAAGUGGUCCAAGAAAUUUAUCGACUUUAUUGAGGCCUGCCUUGUGAAGACGUAUCCCAGCCGACCAUCCACAGAGCAGCUGCUCAAGCACUCCUUCAUCAGGGACCAGCCUACUGAGCGCCAGGUCCGGAUUCAACUGAAGGACCACAUUGACCGUACGCGCAAAAAAAGGGGAGAGAAAGAGGAGACAGAGUAUGAGUACAGCGGUAGUGAUGAAGAUGAUGAAAAUCGAAGCGACGACAGAGAGUCAAGCUCAAUCCUCAAUGUGCCGGGAGAGUCCACCCUGCGUCGGGACUUCCAGCGUCUCCAACAGGAGAACAAGGAGCGGUCGGAGGCUCACAAGAGGCAGCAGGCCCAGUUGGCCGCUCAGCGCAGAGACCCCGAGGAGCACAAGAGGCAACUGCUGCAUGACAGACAGAAACGCAUUGAGGAACAAAAAGAGCAGCGCCGACGACUGGAAGAGCAACAGAGAAAGGAGAGAGAGAUGGUGAGGCAGCAAGAAAAAGGUCCCCAUCGGAGACUCGACGAUAUGAGACGGGAGGAAGAUAGAAGGUUGGCUGAAAGAGAGCAGGAGUUUAUAAGACAUAAAUUAGAAGAAGAGCAGCGGCAGCUAGAAAUCCUUCAGCAGCAGCUGCUUCAGGAGCAGGCACUGCUUAUGGAGUAUAAACGUAAGCAGCUGGAGGAGCAGCGUCAGUCCGAGCGGCUGCAGAGGCAGCUUCAACAGGAGCACGCUUACUUGGUGUCUCUGCAGCAACAGCAACAGGAAAAGAAGCCCCAACUCUAUCACUAUAACAAGAACUUGGAGCCCAACAACAAACCCACAUGGGCCCGUGAGGUGGAGGAGCGAAGUAAACUCAACAGACAGGGCUCUCCGAAGAUUUGUACCACUGUCUCUGACACCGCCAUCCAGUCACGCUCAGACUCAAUCAGUCAGUCCGCAGGGGCCCAGUCUGCUCAGACCCCCCCGAUGCAGAGACCUGUUGAACCUCAAGGAGGACAGGGCAAGUUCCAGAUGGCUCACUUGGUUCCACUAAAGCCUUAUGCUGCCCCUGUCCCACGCUCCCAGUCUCUCUGCGACCAGCCUACUAAGACCAUGUCCGCAUUCCCUACCCAGGACCCCUCCCUCACCCCCACGCCCCGACCCAUCCACACCAGAGAGCUGGUGCGUCAGAACUCAGACCCCACGUCUGAGACCCCUGCACCACAGGCACACCAAAUUAGAGAGGACCGUGGGCCCUGGAUCCGCUUGCCAGAUGUGGAACUCCCACCCAAGAUUCCCCAGAGAACAGCAUCGAUUGCCACAGCUCUCAACACUAACCUGACCUCCGGCAUUAGGCAUCCAGUGAGAGCCAGUAAUCCAGAUCUCAGCCGAAACGAUCGCUGGGAGAGAGCCGAUAGUAUUGGCAUCAUAUCUAAUCUGCCACAGACGGGCUCAUUGGAGAGGCAUCGCAUCCUCAGUUCCUCCAAAAUGGAGUCACCCGUUCUAUCUCAUGAUAGUCGUCAGAAGCCGGGGGAGUCUCGCACCUCUUCUCGCCCGGGGCGUCCUGCUAGUUACAAGAGAGCUAUAGGAGAGGAUCACGGCCUCUUUGCCAAAGAGCGUGCUGAGGAACAGCCGAGACCCCCGGUCAAGGCCAAUGAUUAUUCUUCCUCCUCGGAGAGUAGUGAGAGUAGUGAGGAGAGCGAAAACGGAGAGGGAGUAGAAGAGGAGGAAAGUCCCACGGAUCGUCACAGGGACGCAGACACCGAUUCAGUCAACACCAUGGUGGUUCAUGAAGACGAGGGCGAGGAGGCAGAAGUAGAGCAAGCUGGAGGUUAUGGAGAUCAGACCAUGUUGGUGCAAAGGACCCCUGAGAAGCGCAGCCACAACGGAUACACCAACUUACCAGAUGUGGUGCAGCCCUCCCACUCCCCCACUGACUCUGCUCCUCACUCCUCGCCUGGGAAGGACUCGGUGUAUGAUUAUCAGUCCAGAUGUUUAGUCAAGGCACCUGGCAAGUCCUCCUUCACCACCUUUGUGGAUCUUGGAAUGUACCAGACACCGGGAGGUACCGGGGAUAACAUUUCUGUUACCAGCUCAAGAUUUGAACAGCUGAAGAUGGAGGUGAGGAAAGGUUCCAUGGUGAAUGUGAAUCCCACCAACACACGCCCCCCUACUGACACACCUGAGAUCCGAAAGUACAAGAAGAGGUUCAACUCUGAGAUCUUAUGUGCAGCGCUUUGGGGGGUGAACUUGUUGGUGGGGACGGAGAAUGGUUUGAAGUUGCUCGACCGCAGUGGACAGGGCAAAGUUUAUCCACUUAUCAACUCGCGCAGGUUCCAGCAGAUGGAUGUUUUAGAGGGCCUUAACCUGCUCAUCACCAUUUCAGGCAAGAAAAACAAGGUGCGCGUCUACUACCUGGCCUGGCUGAGGAAUAAGAUCCUCCAUAAUGACCCUGAAGUGGAAAAGAAGCAAGGCUGGACCACCGUGGGUGAGAUGGAGGGCUGCGUACACUACAAAGUGGUGAAAUAUGAGAGGAUCAAGUUCCUGGUGAUUGCUUUGAAGAAUGCCGUGGAAGUGUAUGCUUGGGCGCCCAAGCCUUAUCACAAAUUCAUGGCCUUCAAGUCAUUUGCAGACCUGCCACACCGGCCUGUCCUUGUGGACCUGACUGUGGAGGAGGGUCAGAGGUUAAAGGUCAUCUACGGUUCCUGUGCUGGCUUCCACGCCAUCGACGUGGACUCCGGAAACAACUACGACAUUUACAUCCCGGUUCAUGUGAGUUGUUCGGCUUUCGAGGAGCGCCGGCGCGGGAGAUUUGGAAACCACUCGGGAUUCGCUUUUGCUCCCAAACAGAUCCAGAGCCACGUGACGCCGCACGCGAUCGUGUUCCUGCCCAGUUCCGACGGCAUGGAGAUGCUUCUGUGCUACGAGGAUGAAGGCGUCUACGUCAACACUUACGGACGCAUCAUCAAGGAUGUGGUCCUGCAGUGGGGAGAAAUGCCCACAUCUGUUGCUCACAUCUGCUCCAAUCAGAUCAUGGGAUGGGGAGAAAAAGCCAUUGAGAUCCGUUCUGUGGAGACGGGCCACUUGGACGGCGUCUUCAUGCACAAGAGAGCUCAGAGGCUGAAGUUCCUUUGUGAGAGGAAUGAUAAGGUGUUCUUUGCCUCAGUGCGGUCAGGCGGCAGCAGCCAGGUGUACUUCAUGACCUUGAACAGGAACUGCAUCAUGAACUGGUGAAGGGACAGCUGCUCUGCUCGCGAUGGAGCCAGCAGGAUUUGGAAGUGGAAGUGCAUCCAACAUUCUCUGACACACACACACACACACACACAC